Messenger RNA from Cylicocyclus nassatus, 1914 nucleotides. The record is from the annotation of a GenBank genome assembly. Lineage: Eukaryota; Metazoa; Nematoda; Chromadorea; Rhabditida; Strongylidae.
AUGCCACAUGAAAAGAAGAGAAUGCCAGAAUGCGAAGAGUGGACCUUCCUGGAAACUAGAUAUUACUGGUGCGAGAAGGAAAAGUAUUUCGACUUCUUCAGAGACAAAUGUCUUGAAAAAUGCCAAGGUUCAACCACGGCGCCGUCAACCGUAGCUUCAACAACAGAAUCGACUGGAACAACGCCAAUAACAAGUACCGUCACUGCUACGACAGACGAAAGCGAAUGUGAAAAGGAAUGUCCAGGUAUAACUAUCCUCUUGCACCAAUACUUCCAAAUUGACAGAUACAACACUGCAGAAAUACAAAAACGUGGAAUGCCCUUACCAAGGAUGACGACAGUCACAACGCCAACUUCAACUAUGGCAACAUCAUCUUCUGAUGCAAGUGCUGCUAGCGAGGCAACUUCCAGCAGUAAAGCGACAAGUACCACCACCGAAGCAAAUGUUAUUGAUGAAGAACCACUGGAGCUUUGCAAAAAGAUGAACGACAGUUCGACAAAAUAUGCCUGCAAGCGCGAUGGCAAGCAUUUCUCAAAGGUGUCUGAGUGUGAAAGUCAUUGCAGAGAUCGUCCGGAACUCUGCCGACUCGAGCAUAUUGACAAUGAAGACAAGCUUAUCUGCGUGCGCAACAGGAGCAUCAGUUACGAUGUCUGGGAUCAAAGGAAAUGUGAGGAAGAAUGCAGUGGACCUGAUGCAGGACUCUGUUUUUGCAACCAAACGAUUGCGGGAGUAUUUCUCUUGUGUCGAUACUUGGUACUUGGUAAAGGCUUCACUGGCAGCACAAUAACUAAAGACCCAAAUGCAUGCAAUUAUUUGUGCAUCCGAGAUCCCAAGGAUGAAAGAGGAGAGAAGUUCCGAAACUACAUAUGCGUCCACAACAACAGCAUCACAGGCACAAACGUAAGAGAGUGUGAGACGCGAUGCAAUCGAACAAGAAAGGGAGGAGAAGUCACAUCAAUGGCAACGUCUACUCCAACAGCUACUACACCCACAGGUGCUACAUCAACAGCAAAGUCUAUGGAAACAACAAGCACGGCAUCAACUACGACAUCAUCAAGCACAUCUUCGACAGCAGAAUCGACAGCAAGUAGAACAUCUUCCAGUGGUGCAACUACUACGGAUACAUCCAUUACUGCUACGACAGAUUCGUCGAUAUGCAGAACAAAGACCGAAAAGUACCCUGCAGUCGACUACGAAUACUACACGUGCGGAAAUGAUUCUGACAUAUUUUACAAUUUCAACGUUUGCACUGAGGCCUGCAAAGCAUAUACAACACCCGAACAAGCAUUAACUUCGACAGAAAGCCCACCUAGGACAGCUUCACCGACAAUAGCAUCGUCUGAGAAAGCUACUACACCUAUACCAACCGAAAGUACAGUUGCUUCUGAAAGCUCGUCUCCCACAACCACAGCCACCACAUCUACAGCAUCGACGUCUACUAUAGCGGAAGGAACGUCAGCGACACAGACGACAUCCGAAAAAGAAGCAACAACUGCAGACAUUUUCAGUCUGCCCACAAUAGAUUGGCAAUUUCCAACUGAUUCUCCGGAUGUUACAGACCCUUGCAAAGAUCUCAAUGAAUUCGAACCUUGCGUGAGUAAUCCUCCCUCGACUCGCCCUCCGAAGUUAAAGGACGACGAACAACAGGAGCUAGUAACACUUAUACCGUGGGGAAAAGGAUCCAAGUGGUCAUACCCAGAUGAUGGAGACCAGCGGAAAGUGUGGCCGAUUCCACCAAAGAAGAAAGGAGAAUCAAUCAAGGAGCCAAACUCUGUUUAUGAAGAAGAGGAAAAAGUAGUGUCUCCACAAGGGAAAGGUUGGAUAGACCCACAUCGUGAAGGUCAGCCAAAGGGGAUUGUACCUCCACCGAUAACGAAAGUAUAUGAUUCGGAAGGAAAGGUGAUAAAAGCGUGA